ACGUAAAACAGGUUGCUGUGUAGUUGUUGGUUGUAUCGCCCCAAUAGCCCCACUCCUAUAUAAGCAAACGGAGGGACGGACGGUCUUUUCAGAGUUUAAAGAGACUGACAAACAGAACACAUUAUUAUUACUUAUUAUUUAUUAUAGCAAACAGGGAAGUGAGGGAGUGUAGUUAGGUAUAAUUAUAGCAAACAGGGAAGUGAGGGAGUGUAGUUAGGUAUAAUCAGAAUGGAUGCAGAUUACGGCAUACCUCGACAACUCUCUGAUUUGCAAAAACUUCGAUCUCAGUAUCAGCCUGAACUUCCUCCUUGUCUUCAGGGUACUACUGUCCGGGUGGAGCUGCGUGAUGCAACCACUGCAGCAGAUCCCUUUGGUGAACACACAAUUAAACGGUUCUUCCCACACACUUACGGUCAGCCAUUAGCCCAUUUUCUGAGGGCAACUGCAAAGGUCCCUGAUGCUCAGAUAAUUACUGAACAUCCUGCAAUUAGGGUUGGGGUGGUGUUUUGUGGUAGACAAUCUCCUGGAGGACACAAUGUGAUAUGGGGUCUUCAUGAUGCUCUUAAGGUUCACAACCGCAAAAAUAUCUUGCUUGGGUUUUUAGGUGGUUCAGAAGGUUUAUUUGCACAAAAAACUCUAGAGAUCACCGAUGAUGUUCUUGCUACAUAUAAGAAUCAAGGUGGAUAUGACAUGCUGGGACGGACAAAAGAUCAAAUUAGAACGACUGAGCAAGUAAAUGCUGCAAUGGAUGCAUGCAAAACUCUGAAACUGGAUGGCCUUGUCAUCAUUGGAGGAGUGACAUCAAACACCGAUGCUGCUCACCUGGCAGAAAAAUUUGCAGAAACAAAAUGCCCUACAAAAGUGGUUGGUGUUCCUGUUACAUUAAAUGGGGAUCUCAAGAAUCAGUUUGUGGAAGCAAAUGUUGGUUUUGACACAAUAUGCAAGGUUAACUCCCAACUAAUUAGCAAUGUAUGCACUGAUGCACUCUCAGCUGAGAAGUAUUACUAUUUUAUCAGACUCAUGGGGCGGAAGGCAUCACAUGUUGCAUUAGAGUGCACUCUGCAGUCGCAUCCUAAUAUGGUGAUUCUUGGAGAGGAGGUAGCUGCAUCAAAGCUUACUAUUUUUGACAUCACACAACAAAUUUGUGAUGCAGUUCAGGCUAGGGCUGAGCAUGAUAAAAAUCACGGUGUUAUCCUGUUGCCUGAGGGGCUUAUAGAAAGUAUUCCCGAAGUAUAUGCUCUAUUGCAGGAAAUUCAUGGUUUACUCAGGCAAGGUGUUUCUUCUGAUAAGAUUUCCUCUCAACUAUCACCAUGGGCUUCUGCACUUUUCGAUUUUUUACCGCAUUUUAUCAGAAAACAGCUUCUCCUGCACCCAGAAUCAGAUGACUCUGCUCAGCUAUCGCAGAUUGAGACUGAGAAACUUAUAGCUCAUCUUGUGGAAACAGAAAUGAACAAGCGGUUGAAAGAAGGAACUUACAAAGGAAAGAAAUUUAAUGCUAUUUGCCAUUUCUUUGGUUACCAAGCACGGGGAUCAUUGCCAUCAAAAUUUGAUUGUGACUAUGCCUAUGUACUUGGUCACAUUUGCUACCAUAUUUUAGCUGCUCGUCUCAAUGGUUACAUGGCUACUGUGACCAACCUGAAGAAUCCUGCUAACAAGUGGCAUUGUGGUGCUGCCCCUAUAUCUGCAAUGAUGACUGUUAAGCGUUAUGGUCGUGGUGCCGGCCAAGCAUCAAUUGGAGUACCUGCUUUGCAUCCUGCUACUGUGGAUUUGAAGGGAAGAUCAUACGAGUUGUUGAGUCAAAAUGCAACAAAGUUUUUGUUGGAUGAUGUUUACAGAAAUCCAGGCCCCCUCCAGUUUGAUGGCCCUGGUGCAGAUGCCAAGGCCGUUACCCUUUGUGUUGAAGACCAGGAUUAUAUGGGUCGUAUUAAGAAAUUGCAGGAGUACCUGGACAAGGUGCGUGCAAUUGUGAAGCCUGGAUGCUCACAAGACGUCCUGAAGGCUGCAUUAAGUGCCAUGGCUUCUGUGACUGACAUUCUUUCAGUGAUAUCGUCGCCCUCAAGUGCGAGCACGCCAUUUUAGAUGAGAACCACCAUCUUUUAACAUUGAGAAGAUUUGGAGGAGCUCCUGCUUUGCACGCCAAAGAUGGGCUCUUGGAUCUAGGUGCAGAGCAGCUUCUUGAUUGUGAUUAUAUAAGUUUCCAUCUUUGGCGGCUGUUUGCUUAGUUGUUUUGUGCAUUUUUUUUUUGUUUUUUCCUAUUUUGUAAAAGCAAAAUAAUGUUGAGAAGAUUAUAAAAGAGUGUUUGUUGAGGGAUCCAAA
Capsicum annuum is the source of this 2316-nucleotide messenger RNA. Its product is annotated as pyrophosphate--fructose 6-phosphate 1-phosphotransferase subunit alpha. Gene Ontology annotation, molecular function: ATP binding; 6-phosphofructokinase activity; diphosphate-fructose-6-phosphate 1-phosphotransferase activity. The record is from RefSeq and is a predicted model, not a curated record. The coding region runs from base 229 to 2079 and encodes 616 amino acids. The transcript is spliced from 19 exons. Gene Ontology annotation, biological process: glycolytic process; photosynthesis; response to glucose. Lineage: Eukaryota; Viridiplantae; Streptophyta; Magnoliopsida; Solanales; Solanaceae. Gene Ontology annotation, cellular component: cytosol.